This is a messenger RNA of Opisthorchis viverrini, 2363 nucleotides long. RefSeq lists its product as hypothetical. The transcript has 3 exons. Gene Ontology annotation, cellular component: plasma membrane. Gene Ontology annotation, biological process: canonical Wnt signaling pathway; non-canonical Wnt signaling pathway. Lineage: Eukaryota; Metazoa; Platyhelminthes; Trematoda; Opisthorchiida; Opisthorchiidae. The coding region runs from base 452 to 2062 and encodes 536 amino acids. The record is from RefSeq and is a predicted model, not a curated record. Gene Ontology annotation, molecular function: Wnt receptor activity; Wnt-protein binding.
GCGGCGUUCAGGUCAGUAUUUGGCAUGAGGUUCUGCAUUUUGCUCUUCUUUUCUGCGUUUGCGCACGCAAACAAUGCCUAUAUACAACGAGGUCUUGAGGAUCCCUAUGCGGAGACACCUAAAUGUGAGCAAAUACGCAUCAAGGCAUGCCAGGAUUUGCCCUAUAACAUUACCAUAUUUCCCAACGAUAUGGGCCAGUCAACGCAGGAAGAGGCCGGUCAAGAGAUCGGACAGUAUGCUUCGCUGAUCAGAAUACGGUGCAGCCCUUCAUUGAAGUUGUUCUUGUGUUCUUUGUACUUCCCUGUGUGCACGGGAAUGAAGAAGCCUCUACCGCCAUGCCGUUCUCUGUGCGAGCAAAACAGACGGGAUUGCGAACCACUCAUGCGCGGGUUUCGGUAUGAUGUGAGUUAUCCAUUUUUGUAGUGAACCUUGGUUAAAGUGGCCGCCAGUUAUGGAUUGUGCACGCUUUCCAGAAGAUUCGCUAUGUAUAUCCGAAAAUAAAACCGAACAAACGCCGAAAGAACCUUCCUUCACGUGUCCAGCACACAUGCGGGUAAACGAACUACCAAUCAUUUCAUGUCUUCAGGUUCCUCCCAGUUUUGACUUCCGAAUACGGAUGGAAGGUGGACAAGUCAUACCUGACUGCGGGAUUCCAUGCAAUGAGUUUCUGUUCAGUGACUCUUCCUCGCGCCGUUUCUCGAGACUUUGGAUUGGUCUCUGGAGCUGCUUGUGUGCUGCCUCCACUCUGUUCACAGUACUAACUUUUCUCAUUGACAUGCCGCGCUUUCAAUACCCGGAGCGCCCAAUAAUCUUCCUGUCAGCAUGUUACCUUGUGGUUGCGUUGACGUACGUCGCCGGUUUCAUACUAAAUGACAAGAUGGCCAGCGCAAUUUGGUGGGUUGUGCUCACCAUCACGUGGUACUUGGCUGCUCGAUGCCACUGGGCACAUGAGGCGAUCUCUCGUAAUGCACAAUAUCUACAUUUCGCCGCCUGGGCUGUUCCGGCCGCCAAGACAAUCGGUAUCCUGGCAUUGGGCAAAGUCGAUGGUGAUCCAUUAUCCGGGGUUUGUUUCACCGGCCUCACGGACCCGGUUAUCCUGCGUAUAUUCCUCAUCGCUCCGUUGUGCUUGUACCUCGUUAUUGGGACGGGAUUCCUGUUUGCCGGGUUUGUGUCCCUAUUCAAAAUUCGCACCAUCAUCAAGACGGGUGGCUCGAAAACGGACGAUUUGGAGAAGUUGAUCAUGCGUAUCGGAGUUUUCAGUUUGUUGUACAUCAUCCCGGCGAUUGUUGUGAUCGCCUGUUACUUUCAUGAAUCCCGAAUGUCGGAGAAAUGGAUGCUUACAUGGUACACGACGGAAGUUUGUCGCAUGGUCGAUCCGUAUCAGUUGACUGACUCAGUUUGCCCAACACAUUUGAGGCGGUUGGUCGAAACCAACGGUGCUGCUCGUCUACGGCAAGUGACCGCGGGACAAGGUUCGGCCAACAGUGGGGAGGCGAUUCUGGCCAAAUGGUCCGCAAUGGACAAACCGGAAUUCGAGCUGUUCAUGAUCAAAUAUCUGAUGACUUUGAUCGUGGGAAUCACCAGUGGAAUAUGGAUUUGGAGUGGAAAAACACUUUUAUCCUGGCAACGGUUUUUUUCUCGUCUUUGCAGACGUCGCGGUUGUUGUGGUUCUCAUGAUCCAACUGUCACUGGUCUCGCUGGUGAUCAUCGACAUCGGCUUGUCGGUCCAAACACGCUCGGAGUGCACGUUGCCCCUAGCCCUGGCUCGGUCCCCUUGUUACCCAGAGUCCCACCGUCUAAUCAUCCUGGCCAACCGUUUGUUUUCAAUCAAGACACCACAACUACCAGCUGUUGGGCCUCACGUGGUGCCCCAUCUGGCGUCACGGCGACAGCUCCACCUGACGGCUCUGCUGCUCCGGUUACAAGUUAUGGGGCAGGUUGGAUACCUGGGACAAAACCAGUCUCAUCGGUCAGUGCCCAACAGUCGGGUUUCGUGAACUCUAUGGGUGGUACGAAUGCAGUACCUACCGCACCACCGUCUUCGGGACUCGGUCUGGUCUAAACACAAAUGUCAAACGCAAGCUUACCACAGUAUAAACUCUACCGGAUCGGACUACUAACCUUCUGCUGUCCAAUUUUUUUUUACAAAUGUGCGCCGUUCCAUGUACAUAGUCCUCCUUCCUACCUACCUACCCGUCGGUCCCGGUUAUUUUAACCCAAUUUCAACCCGAUUUUCACUUUGUUGAUCUCCUCAGUCGCAAAUUGUCAUUUCAUAUCGCGCUAGGCUGCCCGCGUAUCGUCACAUUCAUAACCCGGAUUUUUGUUUUCCUGCUCUACCGAGUUGGUAUUGUGUAAUAUGCUUA